AGAGACCUCCCUCUGUGUGGUUUCUCGUAGAGCCUGUGUUGCCCUGGGCCAGACGGCCCGCAGGGCGUAAAUAACUGCUGCGACCGCUCGAGGUUCGGAUCCACUCUGAUGCUGUCCCAGCAGUCGCUCCUAUGGGCGCGAAAUGGACUCCAGUAUCAAGGAGGAAGUUCCUGUGCAUGAAGAAUUCAUUUUAUGUUGUGGAGUUGAAACCCAGGUUCUAAAAUGUGGGCCCUGGACUAACCUCUUCAAUGAGCAGAGAGCCAACAGGCCUAAGCUGCUUAUUUUUAUUAUUACAGGUAAUCCAGGUUUUUGUUCCUUUUAUGUACCAUUUGCAAAGACUCUGUACUCCUUAACAAACAGACGCUUUCCAAUUUGGGUUAUCAGUCAUGCUGGACAUGCUUUGGCGCCCAAAGACAAGAAGAUUCUUACAACCUCAGACGAUUCAAAUGCUCAAGAAAUCAAAGACAUCUAUGGACUACAAGGUCAAGUGGAACACAAGCUGGCUUUCUUGAGAACUCAUGUGCCAAAGGAAAUGAAACUUGUGGUCAUUGGCCAUUCAAUAGGCUGCUAUAUUUCCCUUGAGAUUUUGAAGCUUGCUCCUGAACUGCCAAUAAUUCGCUCCUUUCUGCUUUUUCCAACAAUCGAGCGACUAUCUGAGUCACCAAACGGCAGGAUCGCCACUCCACUUCUGUGCUGGCUUCGAUAUGCUCUCUAUGUUUUUGGCUACCUUUUACUUAAACCAUGGCCUGAGAAAAUCAGGUCCCUGAUAACAAGAAUUGGCCUUCAAAUGAUGAACGUGCAGUACGAAUUUUCGGUCCUGAAUAUAUUGGAACCAUUCUGCCUUGCUAAUGCUGUCUACCUUGGAGGCCAAGAAAUGAUGAAAGUGGUGGAGAGAGACAACGAAACCAUAAGGGCACAUUUAUCUAAGCUUACAUUUUACUAUGGUACUAUGGAUGCUUGGUGUCCAACAAAAUACUAUGAAGACAUCAAGAAAGAUUUUCCAGAAGGAGAUAUUCGACUCUGCGAGAAAAAAUUACCUCAUGCUUUUAUCAUCCAUUUUUACGGAGAAAUGGCUGGCAUGAUAGCUGACUGGCUAAAGGAUGAUCUGUCCAAAAUAGAAGCCCUGACACAUGGAAGCGUCACUGACAGCUAGUACAUAGCAGUGGUAGGUGUGCUGUCUCUUAGUAGUUAGUAGUGUACUUAGUAGGUAAGUGUCCGGUGUUAAUGUCUGAUACUAGAAGACGUGGCUUGCUGUCAGCUCCGAGCUAGCUCCCCAUACUACAGACUGAAGUAAGCCCAGUUGGUGAAAAAUGCCAUAGGCUUAAUAGAAACAUUCUCCAAGACUCAGGGAACACAGUGAUCAGUGAUCUAAACAAGACCUUUUCUGUUUGCACAGGAUACCCAGUUGGCACUAUGCAGUUUAUUCAAGUGGGCAGGAUCCUUGCAGACAGAAGGAGGUCUAAAUUCAGUUGGUUUUAAUUGAGUUACCUUGUAGAACAGGCUCUCCUAGAGGAAAUUACAAAAAUGUAAAAGAGAUCAGUGAAUGCUAAGUGUAUAGUCAGGAAUGUACGUGUAUGUGAUCAUGAGGACGCACAUUCCAAUAGCAGGAAGUGAUGACUAGUGGGUCUUGGCAGUGGACCUGGGUCUCCCUUAAGGACAGGAGCUAGAGAUCAGCCCGGACUAACUUUGUACAGGUCCUGGCUGAGCUCAUCAGAAUCAGACUGGAUGCCAGGCCAGCCUGCAGGACCUCCCCUCACCCCCCGCUCCGACCUGUUACUACCUUGCGUUGGGUCACAGGCCCCCAGCGGGGCCAACAUCAGGGGAGGUACUGCUUGUCUCCAUCUCUAAAAAGCUUCUCUGAGGAGUGAGACUUCCUGAUCUUCCUGCAUUACACAGAGAAUAAAGUUCACCAGACAUUCCACUGGUGAAGGAACCAGGAAGAGCUGUUGAAGGAUCCUGACUGUGCCUCCUGCCGCAAGACAGCCAGCAAGCUCUGUGCUGAGCCUGCCAGGUUGUGAGCUCGCUGCAGGCUCCUCUUCUGCAGGCCCCAGAUGGGGAGGCCCUGGGUUGUCCAAAGCCGGUCUGUACCUGCCUUGUGGACUUGCCCCUUCUGUGUUUUUUCCAAUAAAACUACACUGAGGGCCAGCUAUGAGCUAAGUACUGUGCUAGGCAUUGAGGAUAGAGUUCUUAGCUAUGCCAUGAUUCUUUUCUUCUGCAAAUCGUCCAGUAAGUAAUUUUUGAGAGGGCAUCUUUCAAUUGCUGAAUAGAGAAGGACCAUAAAUGAGUUCUACAUUUCUGCCUUGGCUUUGUGAGUUGGAAAGAAGUUAUUUUACUAAUGAACCAAAACAAUCCAUUAAAUUAUGUGAAUUCACCUUCUCUGGAUGCCUUGAGGACCAGUAGAGAAGAAGCUUGUUCUCCAGCCUGGAGCAGGCUCACAAUAUUUCUGCCUUCCCUAAAAUGACUCAAUCCUGGGAUCCUAGGAGCCAAUAAAUCCCACUGACAGCAGUAAUAGUUGACAGUUGAUCAAAAACAUUCAGUUUUUUUCCUAGAGGAGACCCCUCAUGGCGUUAUCAUUCCGAAAGAACAAUAGAAUGUUGUCCUUCCUUUCAAAGCUUAAAGCCCCCUGAUGAAAGCUUCAGCUCUGAUAUGCUGCCAACCCAGUGGUGAGGGUUGAACGAGUUACUGUCCCUUGGCAUGGCAUCUGCAUCAGAGCAAAUGACUUCUCAGAGGGGAAGAGCCAAGUGCUCCUGGCCCCGGAGAUAAACCAGGAGACACAGGCCACUGGCAUAGGGCUACACACGAAAUCCUGAUUGGCCGCUGUGUGGGUGGGCCUUCUGGAAAUCUGGUGUCAGAAGCUCCGAUUCACCGCUCCGAACUGCCUUGCACAUAGGAGAUGCUCAUAGUACUAACUUGAAACCCUUGACCAAGUCCUGGUGAAUCACACCUACUCAGAGAAUAAUAGCAUCGCCAGCUCUUCUUUCAGCAUUAGUUUGUAUUACUCUGUCCGAAUAUAUGACAUUGUGUCUUAUGGUGGUUUUUCAGAGCUUAAAUAAAUGAUGAAAAGUAGAA
Molecule: messenger RNA, 3069 nt
Organism: Acinonyx jubatus (cheetah)
Lineage: Eukaryota; Metazoa; Chordata; Mammalia; Carnivora; Felidae
Gene: LDAH
Product: lipid droplet associated hydrolase
Exons: 7
Coding region: 143-1153 (336 amino acids)
Biological process (GO): lipid storage
Cellular component (GO): lipid droplet
Molecular function (GO): lipase activity
Source: RefSeq, a predicted model, not a curated record